Erinaceus europaeus (western European hedgehog) is the source of this 1758-nucleotide messenger RNA. RefSeq names its product tripartite motif containing 50 (gene TRIM50). Gene Ontology annotation, molecular function: protein binding; zinc ion binding. The record is from RefSeq and is a predicted model, not a curated record. The transcript has 6 exons. Lineage: Eukaryota; Metazoa; Chordata; Mammalia; Eulipotyphla; Erinaceidae. Bases 1 to 1464 code for a protein of 487 amino acids.
AUGGCCUGGCAGCUGAGCCUUCCUGAGCUGGAGGAACGGCUGCGCUGCCCCGUGUGCCUAGAGGUUUUCACGGAACCCCGGAUGCUGCCGUGCGGCCACUCCUACUGCGGGACCUGCCUGCUGGCGCUGUCCCGCCACCUGGGCGCUGAGCUGCGCUGCCCCGUGUGCCGCCAGGAGGUGGCCGGCAGCGGCUCCCCGCCCAACGUGUCCUUGGCGCGGGUGAUCGACGCCCUGAGAUGCCCCCCAGCCCCGGAGCCCAAGGCAUGCGUGCAGCACCGCGACCCGCUCAGCCUCUUCUGCGAGGACGACCGCGAGCUCAUCUGCGGCCUCUGUGGCCUGCUGGGCGCCCACCGCCAGCACCGCGUCACACCUGUCCCCGCCGCCUACAGCCGCAUGAAGGAAGAGCUGGCAGCGCUCAUGUCAGACCUGAAGCAGGAACAGAAGGAGGUGGAGGAGCUGGUGGGCAGGCUGGUGAACAACAGGACCCGCAUCCUGAACGAGUCGGACGUCUUCAGCUGGGUGAUCCGCCGCGAGUUCCAGGAGCUGCACCGGCUGGUGGAGGAGGAGAAGGCGCGCUGCCUGGAGGGGGUGCAGGGCCGCGCCCACGGGCUGGUGACCUCCCUGGACGCGCAGCUGGAGCAGGUGCGGGGCGUGCAGAAGCGGCUAGGCCAGGCUGAGCAUGCGCUGGAGCAGUUCAGCAACCAGAGUGAGCACGAGUUCAUCCGGAAGUUCCACUCCUUGGUGUCCAGGGCAGAGCUCCUUCGGACCCGACCCUUGGAAGGCACCUUCAAUCCCAUCUCCUUCAAGCCCGGCCUCCACCAGGCUGACAUCAAGCUGACAGUGUGGAAACGCCUCUUCCGGAAGGUUCUGCCAGCCCCUGAGUGUCUGAAGCUGGACCCAGCCACAGCGCACCCGCUGCUGGAGCUAUCCAAGGGCAACACGGUGGUGCAGUGCGGGCUCCUCCCACAGCGGCGUGCCAGCCAGCCCGAGUGCUUCGACUGUAGCGCCUGCGUGCUGGCCACACACGGCUUCUCCUGUGGCCGCCACUACUGGGAGGUGCUGGUGGGCAGCAAGAGCGACUGGCGCCUGGGUGUCAUGAGGGGCACGGCACGCCGCAAGGGCAAGCUGGGCAGGUCCCCCGAGCACGGCAUGUGGCUGCUUGGCCUCAAGGAGGGCCGGGCCUACGAGGCCUUCGGCUGCCCGCGCGUGGCCCUGCCCGUGGCUGGCCAUCCCCAGCGCAUUGGGAUCUACCUGCACUACGAACGCGGUGAGCUCACCUUCUUCGACGCCGACCAGCCCGAUGACCUGCGGCCUCUCUACACCUUCCAGGCCGACUUCCAGGGCAAGCUCUACCCCAUCCUGGACACGGGCUGGCAUGAGCGGGGCGGCAACUCCCUGCCCCUGGUGCUGCCCCCGCCCGCUGGCCAUGGCCACCCGGGCCCCCCGCAGUACCCCAGGCCCUAGGGGUCUGUGGUGUCCACCGGCUCCUCGGGCUGUGCCCUCAAGUUUCAUGUUCCUGGAGGCACUCAGUGACAGGCCAGAAAGGACCUCAGCCAAGGCUGAGCCUCCAGCACUCUGCCAGAGUCAGAGCCAGCUCUGGGGUCUGUAGGUCAAGUUGGGGAUCCCUUGGUCUCUCCCAACCUGCCCUCUGAGUAUAUUCCUUCCAGUAAGGAUAGAAACACACCCACUUGGGGUUUUUCCUGUUAUAAUGAACUUAAUAUGACUCCAGAUUAAUAAAUCCGAUGUCUUUUCUUUUUC